Messenger RNA from Baudoinia panamericana UAMH 10762, 1731 nucleotides. RefSeq lists its product as uncharacterized. Gene Ontology annotation, biological process: autophagosome assembly; autophagy; late endosome to vacuole transport. The coding region runs from base 123 to 1577 and encodes 484 amino acids. The transcript has 2 exons. NCBI's taxonomy places the organism in Eukaryota, Fungi, Ascomycota, Dothideomycetes, Mycosphaerellales, Teratosphaeriaceae. The record is from RefSeq and is a predicted model, not a curated record. Gene Ontology annotation, cellular component: phosphatidylinositol 3-kinase complex, class III, type I; phosphatidylinositol 3-kinase complex, class III, type II; phagophore assembly site.
AGCGUGCCUGCAUAAUGGAGAGUGCUAAUGGUUUUAAGGGGUUUGCCUUUUUCGUACUCUUUGACGCAUCUAGCAGAUGUGAGUGCCAGUGAUGGAAGCUUAGGAAAACUUCCGUUGCAAUUAUGGCGUCGCUGCAUUGUCAGAAGUGUCGUACGCCACUCAAGAUCGAUUCUUCGCUUCAAGGCCUCAACCUAGCGUCCUUCAAGAUCUUGGCAGACGCCGCUCCCACUCUGGAACCCAAGGCACCGGAUGCUCCACGUUCGGCGGCCGCUAAGGAACGCCAACAACGAUAUGGACAAGCGUCGCAAUAUGAUGGACCACCCUUACACAAGCGUGAUGUUUCUAACACCUCCCGUAGCGGCAAAUCCAAUCCGGAUAUGUCGUACAUCGACGUUACGGACUCACUCAUGGCGCCUGAAGGCCCAUCAGAGCUGAUCCAGACGCCAACGAAGAAGCGCGGCACGGCCAAGUCCGAGGUUGCGAAUGGUGAGGACGGCACUGAAGCGUUGUCUCAACAAAUGUAUACGGUGACGCGGCUUUUCGAGAUCCUAUCUGCUCGUUCUGACAUCGAUCAUCCUGUCUGUUCGGAAUGCACUGACCUCUUGCUUGACGGGCUACAGAAGCGGCAAGCAAGCGUGCUUCGCGAGCGAGAUGCUUACGUCGAGUUCCUGAAGCAAGCACAACAGGACAUACCGACAAACGAAGAGAAAGUGCAGACCAAGCAGGCCCUCGAAGACACUCAACGACGCGAGCAGCAGGCUUUAGAAGACCUCGAAGCACUGGAAGCCGAAAAGGCUCGCAUGGAAGACGAGAUUGCCGCCCUCGACGCGGAAGCUGAGGAGCUUGACGAGGAAGAAGAGCGCUUCUGGCGCGAGCGUAAUGCUUUUACGGCCGAACUCCGCAGCUUUCAGGAGGAGCGCGACAGCUUGCAAAACCAACUAGCCCAAGACACUAAGCUCCUAGAAUCACUACAGCGGACGAAUGUUUACAACGACACUUUUUGCAUUGGGCACGACGGCGUCUUUGGCACGAUCAACGGCCUUCGUCUGGGUCGUCUCGCCGACCAUCCCGUUGAGUGGACGGAGAUAAAUGCCGCUCUAGGUCAGGCGAUACUUCUUCUCGAGGUGGUGUCCUCGAAGCUUGGCUUCAAUAUCAAAGGCUACAGGCUCCUUCCUUGCGGCUCGACUUCCAGACUGAUCCUCAUUGACCCCGACGCAGUGGCUACAGGUGCUGGUAAACAGAAAGGUACUGUUCAUGAACUUUACAGCAGUGGCAGCCUACCUUUCGGUUUAAGUGCGUUUCAUGGCGGUUUUGACAACGCAAUGGUGGCUUUCCUGGAGUGCGUAAGGCAGGUUGGCGAGUAUGUGGAACAUAGCACUGCCAAAUUACCGGAAGGGCAGCAUCAAGCCCGGAAAAUGCCGUAUGAGAUCCAGACAGGCAAAGAUAUGGGCAGAAUACAGGGUGUCAAGAUCUCGUUGAGUGGGGUAGGAAGGGAGGAUCAGUGGACCAAGGCCUGCAAAUUCAUGCUCACCUGUUGCAAGUUUCUGCUGGCCCAUGCGAGCCGUGUCGCGGGUUGAGCUGCACCACGCCAUGCCUGAAAACAUACUCCGCAAUUCUGUACCUCAGAGUCUGCGGCGUCGCGUCUUUCACGACUGAGGCUGAUGUAAGCCAUGGCCCCUCUCAUACAACAUGUCCAUCAGCAACCCGCUCUCCCGAUCCAGAUACUCCGCC